This is a messenger RNA of Dissoconium aciculare CBS 342.82, 1660 nucleotides long. Its product is annotated as FAD/NAD(P)-binding domain-containing protein. The transcript has a single exon. Gene Ontology annotation, molecular function: FAD binding. Bases 242 to 1552 code for a protein of 436 amino acids. The record is from RefSeq and is a predicted model, not a curated record. NCBI's taxonomy places the organism in Eukaryota, Fungi, Ascomycota, Dothideomycetes, Mycosphaerellales, Dissoconiaceae.
AUCCGAUCACCGCUCACUACCGCCGGCCAAAAUUGUCCGUACGUCUAAUGGUAAUGACUACUUCCAACGAUCAAUGAAGAUUUUCGUUGCGAUGCAUAUAUAUGUAUUUGCUAGUUCGCUCGUCGAUGGGAAAUAUCCUGACACACUCACCUCGACUUGAACAGCCAUACCACACCAAGAACCUCCCAACAUUACAGCUCAGCUCAACAGAUACCUCCCGUCCCACACAUUGUUACCCACGAUGACUCAACUUUCAGUUCUCGUCGUUGGCGGCGGAGUCGCAGGCUCGGUCGUAGCCUACUGGCUUGGAAAAGGCGGCGCUCAAGUUACCGUGAUUGAACGAUCAUCCGCUUCUUUGGAGGCCGGUCAGGGCAUCGACGUCGAAGGUGUGCCGCGCGAGAUCGUGCGCCGCAUGGGCGCCGUCGACGAGAUGAAGGCCCGAUCAACAGGCGAGCCAGGAAUCGCCUGUCUCGACGAUGACGGCAAGCCCCUCGCCUUCAUCCCGGGCCUGCUCACCUCCGACAUUGAGAUCAUGCGCGGCGACCUUACCGACAUCCUUGCUACUGCCGCGAAGCGAUGGGACAACGUCACCUUCCAAUAUAACCGCAGCGUAACAACCCUUGAGCAGCGCACUGGUGUCGACGGCGGCGUCUUCGUGACCUUCAACGACGAUUCCAAGGCCCGUUUCGAUGUCAUCGUCGGCGCCGACGGUCUCCGCAGCAAGACUCGUGAGAUGAUCUUCGGCCCAACCAUCAGCCAUAACGCCAUCAAACCCCUCGAUUUGUAUUCCGCCUUCUUCAGCAUCCCAGCAGAGGAGCACGAUGCCAAACAUUCCACCCUCCAGAGCGUAAUAGGCCGACGGUCGACGCUCAUCCGCCCAGUCAACAAGGAUCGUUCGAGCGCAUACAUGUCGUUCAUCAACAAAGACCCGGCCUUCAUCGCCGCCUUCCAGCAGACCAACCGCGAAUCCGGCGCAGAGCGAAUCCAAGCACAAAAAGAUUUAAUCCUCAAAUCACUGCCCGCUGACAUCGCAACUGGUCAAGUCCCACGCAUCCUCGAGGGCCUCCGCACCACCCAGAAUUUCUACUUCGACCGCAUCGCCCAAGUCAAGCUCUCCAGCUGGUCCCGCGGCCGUGGCGUGCUCGUUGGCGACGCCGGCUAUGCCCCUGGUCCGAUCACCGGCGAAGGCACAAACCUUGCCAUCGUGGGCGCAUACGUGUUAGCCGGAGAAAUCACCCGCCACGUCCUCACUUCGUCCGGCCAGGAUGAAAAGCAACCUGCUCCGCUCGACGACUCCAUCACUGCAGCCUUCACCAGCUACGAAUCUCUCUUCCGGGACUACGUCACCUCGUCGCAACAGAUCCCGGGCGCAGGUCGAAUGCCGGAUUUCCUGCACCCGACCGGCCGCUGGGGAAUCUGGACCCUGCGCUUGGUAUUUCGCUUCUUCGCAGCGAGCCGGCUCUACAAGCUUGUCGGGUGGAAGAGCCUUGAGGAUGCACGCGACAAGGAGAAGCUGCCGGAAUGGAUGCCGGUCUAUGAGAAGUUUGUGUGAAAAAAUAUAGAAAAAAGUGAUCCAUCGGUACCGAGUCCCGUUAAGAUAUAGAAUAGGUCGUUUAGAAGAUAGAACCCCGUAUGAUAAUGUUAGCAAGCUAAGUUCUGU